AUGACACCCGACGCCAGCAACACCAUCACUCACCACCCCUCCGUCUAUCACCUGCAGCACCUCGCGCCAAGCAGAAGCAGUUCCCACUCACCCUCGCGGCAUAACCACCACAUCAAUCACCACCUCCACCACCCCCGUCACCAUCAUCCUUCCAGCCACCCUGUGGCCGCUAGCACCGCCGUAGAGUGUGUCUCGACAUCGAACCUUGAGCAAGAUGCCGUUGAACGCCACCAUUCCCAGGCCACAGACGUUGAAAGCCAAGUAAACUCGAGCCACAACUCCCGACUUCCUCACCUCAGCGUCGAAAGCGACCCGUAUGGACUCUCGUCGUCCUACAAGACCGAAUCCGACCUGGACAAGAUCAAGGCAAACUCGUCCCGCAAGAGAGCCUUGUCCCGAACCCACGCCGCGUCGUCCUCUCAGAAUCCCGCACCGAGCGGUGACCGGCCGGGCCCGAAGCGAGAUGCCCGCAAGCUCCGAGGCUUCUACGAAAACCAGAAUGCCGCCAUCGAACGCAUGCUCAAAUCAGUCGAGGAGCACCGCGCCGAGGCCCGUCAAGAAUACGGCGACGGCCAGCUCAAGUUUCGUAUCGCAAUCUACGGAUCUCUCGCGGCCAAUAUCGUCUUGACGGCUCUUCAGCUGUAUGCUGCCAUCUCCUCGGGCUCGCUCUCCUUGUUUACCACCAUGGCCGACGCCAUCUUCGAUCCGCUUAGCAACCUGACCCUCAUCUUCUCCAACCGUGCCAUCGAACGAGUGGAUCCCCGCCGUUUCCCUGCUGGCAAAGCUAGGCUCGAAACCGUCGGCAACAUCGUCUUCUGUUUCCUCAUGACGUCUGUAUCUCUCAUCAUCAUUGCAUUCGCAGCUCAGGAGCUCUCCGGGGGGAACAAGGCCAGGGACUUCCACCUACCCUCCGUCAUAUCCGUCUGUGCCGCUUUCCUGACCAAGUUCUCUCUUUUCCUCUUCUGCUGGUCCAUCAAAGACAAGUACAGCCAGAUCAACAUCUUGUGGCAAGACCACCGAAACGAUCUCUUGAUCAACGGAUUCGGUAUUCUGACGUCGGUAGGCGGUUCCAAGCUCGAAUGGUGGCUUGAUCCGAUGGGUGCCAUUCUGCUCUCCCUACUCGUCUCGUUCAUCUGGCUGCGCACCGCCUUCAAUGAAUUUCUCCUGCUAGUAGGUGUCGUGGCGUCCGUGGAUAUGCAGCAGCUCAUCACCUAUGUAUGCCUCACACACUCCCCUGUUAUCCAGGGAAUCGACACAGUGCGAGUGUACCACUCCGGUCCCAGACUCAUUGCCGAGGUCGACAUUGUCAUGGAUCCCUCUGGAACCCUGUCAGAGACUCAUGAUAUUGCCGAGGAGCUUCAGUUCAAGCUGGAGAGCCUGCCAGACAUUGAACGGGCUUACGUUCAUAUUGAUUAUGAAACUACGCACAAGCCGGAACACGCAUACAAAAAGGAUCUUUGA
Messenger RNA from Ustilaginoidea virens, 1461 nucleotides. RefSeq lists its product as uncharacterized. NCBI's taxonomy places the organism in Eukaryota, Fungi, Ascomycota, Sordariomycetes, Hypocreales, Clavicipitaceae. Gene Ontology annotation, biological process: transmembrane transport; monoatomic cation transport. The record is from RefSeq and is a predicted model, not a curated record. Bases 1 to 1461 code for a protein of 486 amino acids. Gene Ontology annotation, molecular function: monoatomic cation transmembrane transporter activity. The transcript has a single exon. Gene Ontology annotation, cellular component: membrane.